Messenger RNA from Colletotrichum lupini, 924 nucleotides. RefSeq lists its product as uncharacterized. Lineage: Eukaryota; Fungi; Ascomycota; Sordariomycetes; Glomerellales; Glomerellaceae. The record is from RefSeq and is a predicted model, not a curated record. Gene Ontology annotation, cellular component: cytoplasm. The transcript has 3 exons. The coding region runs from base 1 to 924 and encodes 307 amino acids. Gene Ontology annotation, molecular function: aldehyde-lyase activity.
AUGGCCAACCAAAUCCAGUCCCCCAUCGUGGAUGCAUCAGGAAAGACAAGGCUACGCGAAUCAUUAGAGCGCGCGAAGAGACGUCAAGGGCCCAGUGUUGGCCAAUGGCUAGAGUUUCCAGGCUACUCCUUGGCGAGGACAGUGGCGCCGUUGGGUGAGGAUUGGGUUCUCAUAGACACGGAGCACGGGAACAUCGAUGACAGCCAGAUGUAUCUCCAAGUCGGUGCGAUCUCAUCUUCGGGGGCGUCUCCAAUCGUGCGGAUACCAGCUUCAGAACAUUGGAUGAUAAAGAGAGCUUUGGAUUGUGGAGCGCAUGCCAUCAUGGAGCAAGCUGAAGCCAUCGUUCGCGCUUGCAAGUAUCCCUCCUCGCGCUGGCCACAAGGUCUUCGAGGCGCGGGAGCUAUGUUUGCCCCCGCAGCUUUCAACCAAACCGGCCGAGAGUACCUUCUUACCGCCAACGACAACGUUAUGGUUUGCGUACAGAUAGAGAGCCGAAAGGCCGUAGAGAACGUGGAAGAAAUCGCGACUGUUGACGGCAUCGACAUGUUAUUCAUCGGACCCAACGAUCUUGCUUCAUCCAUGGGUUAUGUGGCAUUUGACCAUGCCUUAAUACCAGAAGUUCAGGAGGCGUCAGCACGCGUGCUCAAAGCAGGGCUUGAUGCUGGGAAAUAUAUCGGUCAUUUUGCUAUUAGUGCCGAUGCUGCGGCAUUGAAGUACGAGCAAGGGUUUCACUUCGUAAACUGCGGAGCCGAUAUCGUCGCCAUCACAGCUUGGAUGUCAGAGGAAAUGGCCAAGUUGAAGGACUUGGUAGCGGCUAUGGGGAAACAAAGCAGCGAGGUUGAACAAAAGAUCGACGGAAAGGAGGGAAACGACGAUUCAGAGGAUAAGUUACUCUCAACCCAGAGCAAGUUUGGCUACAGUUAA